GCAUGUGUCAGAGCUCUGCUGCUUUCUAGAUCGCAGCUGCAGACUCCGACUCCAAAAUCCCAGUGGAUCGAAGUUGCAGCCACAGAUUACGUCCCCAAGGAGAAACGCAUCAAUAUCUCUUGGAAUCGGGGCACCAUGAACGUCAGAAACCUCUCCAUCCCGAUCUACUGUGAUGGUUUCUACCUGGUCUCCCUGAAGGGAACUAUCAGGGCAAUGUCCCAGAGGAAUGCCUCACUGAGCCUUAAGGUGUACAAGCGGUCCGAUGCGUCCAUCUUGUGUGUGAAGGUCACAGAGGAGGUAGUAGAUUUGGUGACAGUGUCCGAGAUGCGGUUUAAGGAUGAAGUCUACUUGGAGGCCAACAGAGAUGCCAACUACAAAGAUUUGACACUGGGCCUCUUCUUACUGACUCCUCGCUCACACUGCUUACCAGACGCAUAUAAAAUGUAAAGUAAUGCCCCUGUGAUCAAAUAAAACUGGGAAUUGGAACCCAGCACCUAAACUCAUGGGAGGGUUAUGUCCAAUAGGCUGUACAUGUUCAAAAAACCUACCCUGGCCUGGCCUCUCAGGGGCUUGUGGUAUGUCUGAGUGAGAGAGUUCUCAUGCAAACAAGCCAAUGUGCAAAUGGUCUUUAUACAGCACAUGUCCUGUUCCUCUCUUUGGGGCUUACCACAGCUAUUUUGUUAGCUGAAAUGGGAGAAAUGUACAGUGCCCUCAAGAAGAAUGAAGAGGACGCCACUGAAAAUUAUCAAUGCUUGCCUCAGAGUCAGCGGAAUCCUGGAUUCUCUAUUUAUUUGAUAAUAUUUGUAUAUAAUUGAAAUGCUGUGUACAUUUGCUGAAAACAGUCACUUCAAUCAAGAAGGGACCUGGUUUGUCUUGAAGCCACCUGGGCAAGUUGGAGACUCCAGGGACCCACCACACAACCUUUGCCUCGUUGUGAAGGAAAAGAUGAAGAGAUGGCAGGCAAGGUGUCCCCUGCGGUGAUCCAGAUAAAUGUGCUCUGAAAGACUCAGGAAAUGAAAAAAUAAAAGUGUUUGGAAUUGAGAGAAGAAGGCUGGAAUGGACCAGUGAGAGACUGUUAGGAAUGGCUUUUAAAAAAGAAAG
Emys orbicularis (European pond turtle) is the source of this 1101-nucleotide messenger RNA. It is a transcript of the gene TNFSF4, whose product is annotated as TNF superfamily member 4. The coding region runs from base 136 to 447 and encodes 103 amino acids. NCBI's taxonomy places the organism in Eukaryota, Metazoa, Chordata, Testudines, Emydidae. The transcript has 3 exons. Gene Ontology annotation, molecular function: cytokine activity; tumor necrosis factor receptor superfamily binding. Gene Ontology annotation, biological process: positive regulation of T cell proliferation; inflammatory response; positive regulation of cytokine production. The record is from RefSeq and is a predicted model, not a curated record.